Messenger RNA from Rubroshorea leprosula, 913 nucleotides. Lineage: Eukaryota; Viridiplantae; Streptophyta; Magnoliopsida; Malvales; Dipterocarpaceae. The record is from the annotation of a GenBank genome assembly.
UGAUCUGUUGCCAUAACCUUUAGCCAAAUGCUGAGACAUUUAGAAGGAUGAUAAUUUUGAGUGUGAAAAUGAAAGAUUUUGAUGGUGCAUAUGCGAUGCUGAAUGAUUCAAGGAAAAUGAACGUUAAACUUGUAGCUGGCAUGUAUAAUACUAUAAUGGCAGGAUAUUUUCGAGAGAAGAAAAUUUCUGAUGGGUUGAGGGUUCUCAAGCAAAUGGAACUUGACAGUGUAAAACCAGAUCCCCAAACUUACAGCUAUCUAAUAGCCCAUUGUGACUGUGAAGAGGAUAUUAUCAAGUAUUAUGAAGAACUGAAGUGUUCUGGGAUUACAGUAACGAAGCACAUAUUUAUGUCACUUAUUAGUGCAUAUGCAGCUUGUGGACAGUUUGAGAAAGCAAAACAGGCUCUGGGUUUCGAGCGAACCCAGGCUCUGGGUUUCGAGCGAACCCAGGCAACCUGGGUUUCGAUCAAACCCAAGCUCUGGGUUCGUUCGAAACCCAGGCAGCCUGGGUUCAAGAUGCCUUCUCCCCCUUUCUUCCCUAAACCCAUUCGAGCCUUCUUCAUCAUCAUCAACCAACCAAAUCCACAGAAAAAAAAAAAAAAGAGAAUUUUUCUCCUGGGUUCGUUUGAAACCCAGAGCCGAACCCAGGCUCUGGGUUUCGAACGAACCCAGAGCCUUGCCUGGGUUUCGAUCAAACCCAAGCUCUGGGUUCAAGAUGCCUAGGAAACCCAAGCUGCCUGGGUUUCGAUCGAACCCAGAGCCUUGCCUGGGUUUCGAUCAAACCCAAGCUCUGGAGAAAUCCUCCAGGCAUUUUUUCUAGUAUUCUUCCUGUUAGGUCUAGCUCUUUAUUUUUGUAUUUCUGUUGAUGCUGCUUUUUCUCACCCUCCCUUUCUCACUAAAACGUACGUUUUUGA